AUGGAAAGGAUGAACAACGUCUCAGAUCCAAGACGAUUCUUCUGUAUUCGACUUAAUUUGUUAAGGCAGAAUUUCCUAGAAUGUGAUUACUCCCAUAAAAAAGUUUUCACAGAGCUUCGAGCGCUUGAAUUACAAACAGGGUAUUUUAGCCUACGACAAAUUAAAGCUGCUACUCAUAACUUUUAUCCUGCAAAAAAGAUUGGUGAAGGAGGAUUUGGACCAGUUUAUAAGGGUGUACUCUCAGAUGGUUCCGAGAUUACUGUUAAACAACUUUCAACAAGAUUAAAGCAAGGAAACCGUGAAUUUGUGACUGAAAUACGAAUGAUAUCCGCUUUACAACAUCCAAAUCUCGUGAAGCUCUAUGGUUGUUGUAUCGAAGGCAAAGAGUUGUUAGUUGUAUAUGAAUAUCUCAUCAACAACAGUCUUACACGUGCCCUUUUUGAGGACCAGAAGCUUAAUUUGGACUGGUCAACAAGAAAGAAGAUAUGUAUGGGAAUCGCAAAGGGGUUAGCUUAUUUAGAUGAGGAAUCAAGGUUGAAAAUAGUUCAUAGAGACAUAAAGGCCACAAAUGUGCUUCUUGACAAGGAUCUUAACACCAAAAUAUCAAAUUUUGGUUUAGCAAAACUUGAUGAAGAAGAGAAUACUCAUAUCAGUACACGAAUUGCUCGAACAAUAGGUUAUAUGGCUCCAGAAUAUGCAAUGAGAGGAUACUUAACAGAUAAAGCGGAUGUCUAUAGCUUUGGAGUUGUGGCUUUGGAGAUUGUGAGCGGGAAAAGCAAUACAAAUUAUAGGCCAAAGGAGGAAUUUCUCUACCUUCUUGACUGGAAUGACAAAAUGGAGACAGUGGGGUCUGAAACAUAA
Molecule: messenger RNA, 861 nt
Organism: Lactuca virosa
Lineage: Eukaryota; Viridiplantae; Streptophyta; Magnoliopsida; Asterales; Asteraceae
Source: the annotation of a GenBank genome assembly